UAAUUCAAAGGGCGCCCUGACAAAGGCGCGCAUCCGCGCUACGAAUUCCAAAGCCGCCGUCCCGGGCUGCUGAAUGUAGCGGCGGGCUCUGCGUCUACUCCGCGCGCGAUUCGCGAGAUCGCAACGCGCGGCAACAAUACAACCAGCAACAACCAAAAACAACAGCAACAACUGAGCGACAACGCCAAACGAUAAAGAGUGCGAUUAUGCAAAUAGCCUCGACGAAGAUGUAAAGCUGCGCCCAAAGAACUAGCGGCCGCGCUCCCAAAAGGAGACGGAGCCGACGGGCCUAGGCAGUCGAGCCCUGCUUGGAUUUGCACGGCUAUUGUGGAGCUGGUUGAUUGCGGUGGUGGUAGCGGCGGCUGCUGCUGCUGAUUGUUCUUGUUUCGGGCAGAGCGAGAGGGUGUUAUCGUGCUUGCGGCUUGAAGAAGGAGGAGGAGGGCUCUGACGGGGAGUGCGGAGCCCGCAUGGAGGCGGGAGCGAGGAGGGGAGCAUCGCGGCUCGGAGCGCCCUCGGCGGAGAAGCUUCGCCUGGAGGGAGCGGUGUGACGAUGUCAGAAAUGGAGGAGCACUACGACGGAGACAUGGACGGAGAGACGUGGGAGGGAGCGAGCGUCAUCCGCGCUGCACAGCGAGCGGGAUAUGCGAUCAACAAUGAGAUGGACAACUCCUCCUCGCCAUCACUGUCGCCAAAAUACGAGCAAAAACCAGAGGACGACGACAUGGAGAAUGACAACGGGGAGGAGCUGGAGGUGGAGGAGGAGGAAGAGGAGGAUGAAGAGGACGAUGAGCAGCAGCAGCAGCAGCAGCAGAAGGCGGUGCACAUGUUCCGCUCACGCCCUAAGAUGCUCCCCUACAAGACGGUAUCGCGCUCCACCAACGAGCGCCCCUUCAAGUGCAAGGAGUCGCACUGCGGGAAGACCUUCGCCAGCAAGUACAAGUUGCGGCUGCAUGCGCGCAUCCACACGGGUGAGAAGCCCUACGUGUGCGACAUUUGCAGCAAGGGCUUCACGCAGGGCUACUAUCUGACGGUGCACAAGGCGACGCACAGUGGGCCGCCGCCCAAACCCUUCGUGUGCGACGUGUGCGACAAGACGUUUGCCAAGAAGCAAAAGCUCGUGCAGCACAAGCGGCAGCACACGGGCGAGCGGCCGUACGUGUGCGAGGUGUGCAAGAAGGGCUUCGUGUCGUCCAACUACCUGAUGGAGCACAAGGCGUGCCACUCGGACGUGAAGCGCUACGUCUGCGAGGUUUGCGGCAAGUCGUAUAAGCACAAGCCUGCGCUGCGCGCGCACAAGCGCCUGCACUCCGACAACAACCCAUACAUCUGCAAGGAGUGCGGAAACAUCUACGCGCGCAACGCUCAGCUCGUGGCACACCUGCGCUCGCACACGGGCGAGCGGCCCUUCCAGUGCGAGCUCUGCGGCAAGGCGUUCAUCCACCGCUGCUCGCUCACCAUGCACCUCAAGCGCCACUCGGGCGAGCGCAACUUCGUGUGCACGGACUGCGGCAUGGCGUUCCUCGACGCGUACACGCUCAAUGAGCACCGGCGUAUCCACACGGGCCAGAAGCCGUACGUGUGCGAGACGUGCGGCAAGGCGUUCCGUGUGCAGCAGUGCCUGCAGAAGCACCAGCGGCGACACUCGCGCAAGCGGCCCGCCAUGCCCAUGCCCGAGGCGACGCUGGAGUGCCCCGUGUGCGGCAAGACUUUCCGGCGCCUGUCGAACCUGCGGCUGCACGAGACGGUGCACUCGGGCAGCAUGCCGCACUCGUGCGAGGUGUGCGGCAAGUCCUUCCUGCACCGCGCCUUCCUCAAGAAGCACGAGGAGAUCCACGAGCGUGAGCGCGAGUACCGCUGUGGCGAGUGCGGCCUCAUGUGCCUGGCGGCGGCAGCGCUCGCCGCGCACAGAGACACGCACAGCGCCCAUCACCCCUUCGUGUCAGUCAUGUCAGACCCCGAGUUAACAGAUUUAUUCCAAAUGAAAUCCGAGGAAGAAGGAUUUGGCCUGGAUCAGGCUCCAAUGGAAGACGAUGAAGACUUUGGCUUGGAUCACGCAGACGGGGAUGGGAUACCUGAUAUGGACAUGGCCGAUCGGCGCUACCGCAAGUACUCGGGAUCCUUUGUGCCGACAGACAGGCGUGCGAUGACCCCUGUGAGGCGCGGCUCGAUGGUCAUGGACGACGGGCCCAACCUUUCUCCUGAGAAGCCUCCCAAGGCUGAGAAGGCGCACAAGUGCACAGAAUGCGACCGUGCUUACGUGCAUCUCUCCUCGCUUCUAUCGCACAAGAAAAAGCACGAGCGCGCGGCCGAGGCCGCGGCAGCGGCGGCUGCGGCAGCUGCGACGGAGGAAGAGGAGACGCCCGCUGGCGACUCGGGAGCCGAGGCCCCAGGCUUCCGCUGCGAAGACUGCGGAAAGAGCUUCACGCGCGCCGCGUACCUGGCGAGCCACAGCCUGGAGCACGAGGCUGCGGCGGAGGAGGCCCGCUACCCAUGCGAGGUGUGCGACAAGUCGUACUCGCGGCGCGACAACCUGCGGAAGCACCAGCGGAUGCACGCGGCGCUGCACGGCUCGCCGCGGAAGGGCGGCCGCGGCGCAGGUUUCCUCGACAAGCUGUGCUUGAGCAACGCCGACGCGCCCAGCAGCCCGUCUUCGCCGCAGCCGCCCUCGUCGCCGCUUUCGCUGCUGCCGCCGCCCCCGCCGCCCCCGCCGCCGCCGCCGCCGCCGCCAGAAUUCGAGUGCGAGGUUUGCGGCCGCUCGUUUCGCCGCAAGUCCCGGCUGCGCAGUCACCAGAAGCUACACAUGGCGGCGCUGUGAUGUGUGCCUGCGCGCUUGAUGUCUCUCCCAAGGUGACACGGAAUUCAUUGGGGAAAAUCUCCGGUGAGGCUCGGGAGUGGAAGCUUUUUAGAGUGUGACACAGUUUGGCUGCUGUGAGAGGAAUUGGCGGCGGUGGUGGAUGUGAAAGGAUGAAAAUUGUGAAUCGGUGGUUUAAGCCAGAUCUGUUAUCAUUUUAUGAUGAUCAUGAUAAUGUGUUUAAGACAUUCGGCUGCAUAGAUUUCUGGUGGUUCGGUUAGGUGGUAUAUAGCCAGCAAGUUUAUGACCCAUUGUGGUGGACGUUUUCAAUGACAGGCAUAAUGUGUGCGGUGGAGUUUGUUCUCAUGAAUGCUUUAUUUUUUUUUUCCCCCAAGCACUGCGGUUUCCUCCCACACACUAAAUAACAAAGUACUUUUGAGCAGGAAUUAUCCAAUUCCAAGCAUCCUAUAAAAUAGUACUUUCAAACUUAGCCUUUUUGAGUAAUGAAUUUCUAAUUCUGUAUUAUUACGUUGCUCAAAAACCCACCCCAUCAUCUUUCAUUACAAAAUAUACAAACGGUGCACUGUUGUGUGUUUGUGUACACACUUUGCGUUUGUGUUCGAAUUUGUACACAAACACACGUAUGUACGUACACAUACACCUGUAGAGAAACACUGGCACCCAACAGGGAGGGGACUGCAUUGCUACGUUUAUGAUUUCCACAAAAGUAAAUCGAGGAAAUUGGUGAAACGCAGCAUGCAAUCUUGAUAACUCAAAGAUGAUCAUUUUGAAAGGAAUGGCAAACACAUUUUAUGUUCCUGUUAUCAUUUCACUUAGCUAGGUUUUACUAUGAAUUGUAAUGCAGGCAUCUAAUAUUGGUUGACAUUGGAUUACAGAGAGUGGAUUUUAUUAUUUUUUAAACACUUCACCUUCAUAAGUUGUAAUGAAUUGCCAUGUCACACAUUUUGCAGGUAGCCGGAUGUUAAUUUCAUUGUUUCGAUGAUUAACACUGACCUGCCAAUUGUUUACCCUCACGUGAAUUGCACACCAGUCGUGAUGUUUUGUUGUGUGUGCACGUGUCUGUAUGUCUGUGUGUGCGCGCGUGCAUGGGUGCAUGUUUGUGGAAGUACGUGACUGCAUAAUUAGGGGAUCAUAGUUAAACCGAGCACCACAUGUGUCACAUUCCCAUCCACCUGGAUUAACUAUCAUGACAUGAGACACAUCAAUUACUGGAUUAUUGAUUGCCUGGGAUGCUGCCAUGGCGUGAUGGUUCAUACACAAGACUUGCAAUCCAGAUGCUGUCGGUUCAGUCUCCAGGUGUGACAAUUGAAAGAGUGGGCAAAUUUUCUUAUCCUGGCACUAGCCUCUCUUCUAUUGAGGUACCACCUUUUGUGCUAUUCAUCGUCAGCACUGGGGAGACAAUAGUGGCUGGGCAUACGUGAUGCAGGUCAUACUGCUCAUCCGUGUGCUGUGCCAGCCUUGAGAGGUGCUUGCGAACAUUAUUUGCCCCGACAGACUAUGUAGGCCAGAAGGAGGGGGGGUGGUGUGUGUGGGAUGAGUGCGAUUGAUAAUUUACCCACUGGAAAGUAUGAGGAUGUUAUGCUGUUAAUUGUAUUAUUAGUGCAUGCGUGGGUGUUUUGAUGCUGAUUAGCAGGUGCAUGUGUGAUUUACCCAAGAAUGAUUCACUUGAGUGUGGUCUCAUUGUAAAUGUCAAGGUUAGGCAUCCAUUUUACUUGUCAAUUCUGUGGGCCAUGGGAAAACUGAAAUUAAAUUUGCCAGGGGCACUCGUGGAUGCGCUCCCUCUUACUAACCGUGAUUACAUCUGGCUGCUCUUUCAUGCAGCUUGCAAAGUAUUGCGGGUAUUUCCCAGGAUACCCUGCAACCUAAACACCUGUCAAACUCGGCAGGCAUCUGUAACACUGGCGAAAACACGUCAUUCUAUUCGGCAUCUGAUGCAAUUAUCAAGAUUGCACGUGUCGUUUUCACACCUAGUAACGUUAGCGCCUGGGACGACAUACAUCAGCCAUGAAAUUCGGCGUGGAAGUGAAAAGACGACGUAAGUGCCAUGCCGACCAUUGCUAUGGAUUAUAAAUGUGUUAUAAGUGGUUUCUAUUUGUUGCGGAGUCCAGUGUGGUGUGCUUGAUCCUCAUAACGUCUUAACUGAGGGGAAUGUCCCUUUGUUGACUGGCACCAUCUCGUGACGGAAAAUCUGUCGCUUGCGUGUGGCUCGCUAUUGCCAAAUGAAUAGCUGGCUCGGGCAAAGAGAUGUGAUAGUGUAUGCAUACUUACAGCGUAUAGUUUGUGUGUUUUUAUGUAUGUAUGUGUAUUUACUGUAUAUGUAUGCAUGUUUGUGCUGUAUAUGCAUUAUUUAUACUGUAUAUACACAUUGUACAUGUGUAGAAAUGUGUAUAUAUGUACAUUAUACAUAUAUAUUUACAAUAUAUGUGUGUGUGCAUAUAUAGUUGAUGUACAGUAUUUGCUUCACGCAUGGGUACAUAUGCCCACAUUUUCAUCCCCUUUCAGAAAUGCGUGAAAGCUCUUUCGGUAGCACAAUGGGAUCACAUGUUUGUUACCAUUGUUUCUGCUCAAACAUGAGCAGUUUAGAGGUAGAGUGGGUGACCUCAUACUGGUGCCCUUGGAAGUAGUUUCCCCACGGGAUGGGCAUGAAGCAGCUGCCCACUGAGGCUGAGGAUUUCCAUCACUAAACGUGGGGAUGGAGUGGUAUUUCCCAGGCUGGUCCGGCCAUUCACUUAGCUGGUGAUCCGCAGAGGCGGAUUCAACAAAUCAUGGAUGAAAUGAAAAAUAAUUAAUCCGAAUUUUGGCUGAUCAUGUUUGUCAAAUGUAAAAAAAAAAGUGUACUUUUUUUUCUCUAUCUGGCCUCAUUUCUGAUGUUUAAGAUUGCAGUAUUUUUUGUGAGUUAAUUGCGGCGGAUUAUUCGGUGACGUUUACGUGUAAACUGCGUUACGCUCGCAGGUCGGAGGACGUUGUAACUUGAAAAUGGUUUGGGUGGCAGUGUGGGCAGCGAGUCCUGAGCCGAACCAGACCUCCCUGCGCUUUGUGAUGCGUUUGAGUGCAUUUCGUGGAUAAUAAUAAUGACGCUCCAAUGAAACAACCGUUAAGCCACAAUGCAUUGUGGGAGAGAAACACAAUACACUGCAUGCACACUUUGGCAUGCACGCACAAAAAAGUUACAUUGUCUUUUUCACUUGAUAUUUUUAUUAACUUUUAUACUUUCAACUUUUGGUAAUUUCUAUCUGAUCAAGCAAAGGUCCAUUUGUUCAUCUGUAAGGUUUUUAUUUAUUUAUUUUGUGUGUACGAGUGCGUGCAUUGACAGUCAAGAAUGAGCAAGGCGCUAGCGAGAGCCUCGUGCUUUGUAAAUAAGUCAAUAGAUUGUGUCUAAAGUAACCUUCCCCACAUGGUGGAGUGUAGCGCAAACUCAUACACACUUUGCAUGUGAAGUUAGUCAUGUUUUGGCUAAAAGGAGGUCAGGAUGGUAUUGUCACUACAACCCCAACAGCACCGCCACCAUCACUACUAAUACCACCUCCUCCAGUUCCAUGUACUGUACCUUAACACUAAUGGGGAACUUAACACUAACCCUAUUCAUAACUUUAGCUCUAAACCCAGCCUAACACUAACUCUAGCCAAAUAUUACCCUCACCUUAUCCCGUUGCAAUUUAAUCCUAAACCUAACUUUACUCUGUCUUUAAUUCAGAUUCUGUCUCCACUUUAAUUUUUCCUAAACACUGAAUUUAACCCCUAUUGUAACAUCGUAUUCGGAAAAUAUUGCUUCGAUCCUUAUCAGGAACAGCAAAUUCCUCAACUAUGCUUUUGCUUUGGGACGAAAGAUAACUUCCUCCUUGUCCACAAAAAUGUGAACGUACGAACCUGUGUGUUUGUAUCACACAUCGAUGUCACCAAUGAUGCCCCUUCUCUGGAAUGAGCGUGGUCAAGCGUGGUGACGCUAUAAACAUUGGUAAAACACUGAUAAGACUUGCAAUGGGGAGGAGCGAGACAGUUGCGUGGCAUAACACACUAAACAUCCAAACGCUAUUCCUGACUCUGAGCCAACCAGCCAUGAGUACUAUCCCACUCACUGCCCCUAACCCUGGCCAACCAGACGUCAAUAAUAGCCCUCUCCAAGGACCGUGGUUUUCUCUAGCAUGCAAUUUUAUGUACUCAUUGAGGAAAUUGGACUAACAUUCCACCGCAGGACCCUCCCAAUGAAUCAUGUGACGCAGUGUACCUUCACUGGAUAAAAUUUCCGAGUAUAAAAAGCCCUGUUUUCCCAUGUUGGAAAACAACACCUAAUUUAAACAACAAUUGCUGUUCUGCAGAGGAGUUUAAAGACAUUGCAGGUAUACAUAUAGAGAGGUGCUGUAGUUUUCCACGUCAGCUAUGAGAAUUGGCUUGUUUCUGUACGAGGGUCGCUGCAGACUUCGUUGUCUGCCAAUAUAGUCACAGGUAUGGAAAUAUGCACUGGAGAUUUGGUGCUCGUUCCACCUGGCUGCUGAUGCUGCUGUUGUUCAGUGUUGUAGUAAAGUGUUGCUGUAUUCAGGGCUGCACUCAUGGAAGACACUUAACUUAGAAGUGAUUGGAGAACGACUGGCGGUGAUACUUGCCCCACUCCCUUGUUUUGGUUUAACUUAUUUGAGCAAUACCUUUAAUGACGUGGUGUUACAAAUAAUUACUCUAUGUGAAAGCCAAGGCUGUUCGUGGCGGAUUUUAUCUUUCGAAUUGGUCGCAAAGAGUUUCUGCCCGCAAUUUCAGUCCCGCAGUGACAACUUUAUAGAAGGAAUGGGGACAAAUUUAGAUUUGGAACGUAGGGGUUGAUUCAAACGACAACAUUGCGAACCUGUCGGUGACACAUUUCAAUGCCCGAAUAGUACCACAGUUAGUGAUGCUUGCACACGAAUGUUUACACCACCCGUGCAUGUCGUGUGUGCAUCUUGAAGUUGAACUGAGCGACUUUAGCACAUACAGUUUUGUUUUGGGCUCGAGAUGUUACGCAACUUUUUUUUGUUAAACUUUGUUGCUUAUGUUUUGCAACAAACCUGUGCACACUAUUAAAACUAUAUUAGCCAAUGAGUGCACUUCUGUAACCAAUUACCAACGCUAUGUUAGGCCUGGACCCCACCUCUCUCAUCUCGAUAACCCCAACCUAAACAACCCACUCAGUCUAGGCAGGGGAACAGGAUGAGAAAUUGCAUCCGACAUGCGUUAUGAAAACUGAAAAUUGUUAGCAGUUGUGGAACAAAAAACAUUAAAUUUAACUUACCAUGUAUUAUUUGCAUCGUUGCGUGUAUCGGUUGACUUGCUAAAGAUCGAUGAAGGUAGCUUUCAUUUUGACUUUCAUUAUGAAGUAUUAGCAGAGCCUUUCCACUUAAUUUGCAGCCCGAUUCUUUUUGUUGGACUGGCAUUGGCCCUUGACAGAAAUUUCAAAUAUGUUUGAUCCCAAAAUCGGUGUCAGCAUUGUGUCAUAUGCCAUGUAGAUAUAUUUAGAACUUAUUUUAAUCUUGACACACUUCUCAUCCAAAUCAACAUUAUUUUCACGGUGCUCCAGUCCUGUGUGAAAUGGAGCAACAUGAAUAUAAUUGCUUUUGAAAGUUAUAUUAUUCCAGAAGUUGUUGCAUCAUUUAACUUUGCCAUGAUGGAUUCAUUUAUAAACGGAGAAUACAAAUAUCAGAUUGUAGAGUCUAUCCAUGUCAGAACAUUUUGAUUACAAAUUUCGAUUGGACUCCAGUUGGCGCCUUACCAUUUGCGAGUGUUUUUGUUCAAUCAAAGGGAGUCAUGUCAAUAAAUUACUGGCGAUGCAUCGUCGGACACUCCAUGUCACACCACUGAUCCCCAUCCCCCCACUUGUGUGUCAGGGCCAUGAGACACAUUAACAUCUUUCCUAAGCUACACUUGUUAGUGAAGAUUCUUAUUGUGUUCCAGGAAAGUACCCCAGACGAUAACAAAACUACUUGCCAAGUCGCAUCUGUGGGCUUCUGUUGUGCAAACUUGGACAUUAUUAUUUUAUGUUGUGACUACCUAUACUGAAAAAAAUAGCAGGCAUUCGGCAUGUGGUGAACCACUCUUUAUAAAGGAUAAAGGAAAACCCAUGCCGAGUCUUGCGUACCUCCGCUCUGCGUUCUUAGUCUAUGGUAGGGAGACCAGCUAAGUGUUUUUGAAUUGGAUGUCUUAAUCACAUUUUGAUUUCGAAAAUGCCGCUAUUGAAAAAUGCAGCGCAUUGAAGUUAUUUGGCCAAAAUGUUUAAUGUCAGCUAUUCCAUAAGAGCAACCUGACCUAAUUUUAGAUGUUAUCAGGUAAUGUUUACGUAUAUACAUUGCAACGCCGAACAGUGUUACCACAUCAGAGGUCUUGCUUUCAGAUGCUCGUUUUCGUUCAUUUAUUCAAAUAGGUAACACAGGAUAUUUUAAUUUUUGAAAAAGGGAUAUUCCACAAGGAUAUUUACUAGGCUGGAAAAAAAUACUCUGAUUGGUGCAAACCUGGCUCAAGAGCAACCAAACUUAGCGCUGUUCAGUGACGCUUUCCCUCAGAAUUCACGAGACAAUCUUGAAAAUCGGCAAUAAUGAAAACUUGGAAAAGAUUAGCAGCUUAUGCCAAAUGUGCACAGUGCUGUUCUUUAUUUAAGUUUUAAAUUCUAUUAAUUUAGAAAAUCAAUGUAUUGUUUGUAAAAGCGAUGAAAAGUGUCAAGGUGUCCUUAAUUGGCACCCGCUAAUCUCCGUUUAUGGCACCGAGUCAGUGGUGUAUACUGUAGUGCAAAUUCCUAUGGCAGGGAUAAAGUCGAUACGACUUGACUUCGCCCAAAGUGGUACACAUUUUAGCAAUCCCAGUGAGGCGGUAAGAAUGAAACCGAGUUAACCCCAGACUGAGAUUUGAACUCGUAAACUUCGAACUGUAAAGCGGUGUUGUCGUCCACGUUUCACCGUUUUAUAGUCUUGCUUUAAUUCCUUGAUUUGCUGACACUGUUUCGUGGAUCAUCCGGCGUGCGUGCAAAUAUCGAGACAGUGCUGGGGUCCGGGAACCACUUUGAUAGUCCCAGUAGGGACAGGUGGAACUACCUGGCUGUGGUCACAAACCAGAACGCUUUCAAGACGCAGGCAGAAAGUUAAACGACACCACUGAAAUUACCUCCCGUUUGCUUUCCAAGGUCAUGCCCAGGUGAGUUUUGCAACCCAAUCUCCCAUGCUUAUGGAGCCAACUGGAAGGUGUAAAAAGAAAUAACAGUGAUGCAAGUAACACCAUGGUGGGAAACCGAUAUCCAUUUUCAAAACUAUAUUAUAACCUUCUUUGGUUCUUUCGGUAAAGUCACGUAGAAUGAGAACAGCGCUGUCCGCCAGACAGUCUAGUCCCUUCACCUGAUGAAGGCCGCUUGUGCUGUGGCCGAAACGUCGUGAGAAUUUUAUUGCGUUAUUUUAUUUUAUCAAUUUAUUAUUUUAUUCUCAUUCUACGUGGUGACUUUACCGAAAGAACCAAAGAAGAUGAAUCCUUGCAGUCGCGAAAGCUUUAAAUCGAAAUAUAUUAUGACCCCUGUCGAAUAUUAUUGUGCGGUCACAAGCCCAAAUCCCGGUUUAACAUUAGUAUAAAUAAAUGUUUAGUAAAUGUUUUGUGUGUGUGUGUGUCGGUAGGUAUCGGACGAGCUUGUUAAUGUAAACUUUUAACGAUGACCGUGUGCGUGUGACUGCCUGCCGCAGUCUGCUGAAUGCCCCUACAUGAGCUGUUAAGCCGUGGGGCUUAGCUCUGGUCCUGUCUCAACGUGCUCGUUUCGUUAGGUUGCUGAAUAAAUUGUCUCAAUUUGUACACCUCAGCGUGUAAACGCCACUGCCCUCUUAAGACAUCCGGUUUGGGUUUAAUGUCGAAAGUGAGCAACGAGGUCCUCUGGACCUUGUCCACCUCGAAGCCGAGGUGUUGGAGCCCUCGUUAGUGACUAUGAAGUGAAGGUAUACUUCUACUGUGUAUAUAGCGUGUAGCGUGCGUGCGCAGUGCUGAGACGCUCGCAGGCCGUUAAGGAUGUUAACUGAAAUAUAAACGUGUACCCCGAUGCUCAACGUUAUUUAUUUUUAAACACUUUUUAAAACUGACCACUGCCGUGUGCUCGUUACGAGUGUGCUUGUUACGAGCACACUCGACUCGUUUCUCGUACACCACAAUUUUGAGUCCUUGUCAAGGAAAUUCACAUGGGCGUCUUGGCUCUGACACCCCCAUGGCUUGUUCCGAUAAAAGACGUAGCAUGGAAUUUAAAAUGAACUUGCCAGUGGACGGAUAUUCCUGGGAGAUACCUGCAAGUGUCGUAUGCAAAUGCUGGCAUGUAAUGAUUCGGUUCGAAUAAAAAUCGAUUCUUACACUCACAAUCUAUAUAUCGAUUUGUACACUUACAAUUUGUUCUGACAAUAUUCUAACUAUAAAGUAAUAUGAUAUUACAUUUCUGCCAGUGUAGUGAACAAAACUAUACAAACAAGAAAGAAAAAGCGUUUAAAAAAACCAAUGCGAAUAAUAUGAAAACAAUACAAAACAUAAAUUAUUGAAUGAAAUCGCCUAAAUUUGUAACAAUUGAAUCAGGCGCAGGGUGGAGAUGUGAAUUGUUACAUGCCUAUGUAAUACCCACCACACAAAUAUAGACAAGCAUUGCGAUUCUGGAAUUGUUUUUGCUAUCAUACCAUUAUCAAUACUGUUGUUUAACAUUGCCGGGUGAUUCCAGUAUUCCAAUACAUGGGGAUUGGUUGUAUCACAAGAUAUUGCCCAGUGUAGGCAAUAGUUGCUAUUGUGCUAUACAGAGGUGUUGCUUGGUACCAUAUGCAUUAUGUAUUCAUCUGGAUUGUCAUUGUGAAAGCAACAUUUAGGUGGGAAUUGUGCAUACGAUAGUAUGUACGGUUACCUCUGCACAGGAACAUUUCAAAUGGGGCCUGUAAGUACUGUGGAUCGAUGUGGCUGAAUUCAUUUGCAAAUACAUGUAAUGCAGUGGCUUAGGCGUUGGUGAAUCGUGCAGCGAUGGAGCAAUAAUGUGUGCUUGGUGCCUGCCUGCAGGACAUUAGGUGCUUGUCAGGGGCAAUGAAGCAAGUAGGUUUCUGGCUCAUGUACGUGACAAUUGGAGUGUUACCCCAGUAUGUGCAUACAUUUUCUUUGGGCACUCCAUUCUCCUCCCACACGAAGCAAGAAUUCAGUGCUGGCGAAAUGCACGAGCAAGCAGACAUCUCCAUGUCCAUCUUCAACCUCCUUUUAAAUCUAUGUUAUAACCGCGGCCCAGAAACAUGCAUUGACAUUACGACGUUGGCAAUGCCCAUGCCAUGUCGCAUUAACACUGGUUCAUAGGGUCAUGUGUUGUAACCUAUGUAACAAAAAACAAUUAAACUUAUUAAAUUAAGUUGCAUGUUGGGGAAUCCCAGCCCUUUGGAAUCUGAUGGCAUGUUACCAAGGGGAGCCUGUAUGGAAUCCAAUAGCAUUAAGCCAAGGCCUAGUUGUAUGCAAUCCGGUUGCAUGUAAACAAGGAUAACCAUGUGGACUCCGUCAUCAUGCCCUCAACAAAUGCAGCUGUAACUCAAUAUCAAUUGUAGCAAGAGUGUAGCUGCUGAGUAUAAUAACAUGGGAUCAGAUACAAUGGGUAUUUUUAUUAUUGAUUUUAGUAAAAGCUACUUAUUUGCAUCACAUUUUGCGAAGGUUCUCCUGCUUUAGUCCGUGUAUAAACUGAGACUUGACCAGACUACAUUCGCGGUAUCGUGUAACACAUAUUCACCUACUGGAAAAAAAUGCUGAAAUGUACAUUGUAAUUAUAUUUAAAGUUCUUAGUAGCCAGUAUGAAACGUAUGACCGUACCAUGUUAAGACGUAAUCUUUAAAGUAUUGUAUCUAUACAGGUAGAGUUGUAAUUGGAAUAGUUGAAAUAAAACCAGUUUAAUAACCUU
Petromyzon marinus (sea lamprey) is the source of this 12695-nucleotide messenger RNA. RefSeq lists its product as uncharacterized. Gene Ontology annotation, biological process: regulation of DNA-templated transcription. Gene Ontology annotation, molecular function: RNA polymerase II cis-regulatory region sequence-specific DNA binding; DNA-binding transcription factor activity, RNA polymerase II-specific. The record is from RefSeq and is a predicted model, not a curated record. Lineage: Eukaryota; Metazoa; Chordata; Hyperoartia; Petromyzontiformes; Petromyzontidae.